Molecule: messenger RNA, 1275 nt
Organism: Pseudoliparis swirei
Lineage: Eukaryota; Metazoa; Chordata; Actinopteri; Perciformes; Liparidae
Product: growth/differentiation factor 15
Exons: 2
Coding region: 1-1146 (381 amino acids)
Biological process (GO): SMAD protein signal transduction
Cellular component (GO): extracellular region
Molecular function (GO): cytokine activity; growth factor activity
Source: RefSeq, a predicted model, not a curated record
AUGCACAGAUCACGCACACUCCAACUCACCUCCUGCAUGCUGCUCCUCGUCUCCCUCUCAAGCUCAGGGGAGAGCCGGCCUCACGUGGCCCACGAAGGCACACCUGAUGCGGACCGGACGCACAGCGAGAGGGUGCUGCUUCUGGAGGCGGUGAAGACCGGGAUCCUCGGCUCGCUGGGCAUGGACAGGGAGCCCAGGCCAACCCGAAAGGCCUCGGAGGAAGAGCAGAGGAGGAUGUAUCAGCUCUACAGGGAAAAAGUGAGAGAGAUGAGAGGAAAUUCCAGCCAGCUGAUGAGGAAAACCUGGCAAUCAACCAUGUCUACUGUGCUCUUUCCAGCUACAGUGGACUCAAUAAAAGCGGUUCGGAGAGGAGGACACCCAAACCCACAUGCAGGCCAACGCAUGCAGUGGUACAGAGCUGUUUUCCACACAAAAAACAAUAUCCAAACGGAACUGACACUAACUCGGGCUAAGCUGAAGAUUUCUUGGGAGAUUUUAGAUAAAGCCACUUCAGUCCAGCCUGAGACGAGACAAGCAAUUCAUGUUAAGGUCAACAGGAGGACCCCGAUGAACUCUGCAUGGACACACAUGAACUCUCCAAUAAAUACCAAUGUGUCAAGCACUCAAGAUGUGAUGCUGGACAUCAGCCCUGAGGUGAAGAGGUGGUUGAGGACUGAUGUUGGAGAGGCACUAGUUGUGGAUGUGGGGAUAGCUGUGGUUAUGAAAGAUGCCCUCCAGGCAAACCCAACUAUUUCUCUAGAAUUAGGCCUCGCACCACCCAAACGGGCCCGGAAGACGAGGCUGCCUCGCUCCAACAAGGAAGACGUCUGCAGUGAACACGGAUGGUGCUGCCGGAAGUCUGUCACUGUGUCCUUCAGAGACAUCGGCUGGACGGACUGGGUGGUGGCCCCAUCUGAGUACACGAUGCAUUUCUGCGACGGCACCUGCCCCCACAACUACAAGCCUGCGAGCAUGCACACGCAGGUGAAGUCUCGGCUGCAUCUGCUUUCCAAAGGAGGGUCACCUCGGCCCUGCUGCGUGCCGGCGGCCUACGAGCCAAUGGUCCUGAUGCACUACGACAGCAGGGGAAAGUUGACGCUGACUCCUUUCAACGACUUGAUUGUCAGUAAAUGUCACUGUGCCUGAGGAACUGUGCCUUGUCUUUAAGUUAACCCUUUGGGAGAGCGUAGCCACUAACAUAGAUGUUACAUGCUGAUUGUGUUGUCAAAGGAACAUUGUUUCACAGCUGUAUAAUUAUUGUUUUUCAAUGGUUAA